AUGAGCUUUGCUGUGACGAAAGUGAAAUGUCAUCUUGUGCCUCGUUAUGGUUAUUAUGGUCUUCUUGCUGCUGGUGGUCUUCGUUAUGCUCGAUUAUCCUCAUGGUGGUGGUGGUUGGCAUUCUUCACUAGCUGCAUCAUCAUUCAUGCUGUGGUGGAAUGUAAUCGUUAUGGUUAUUAUGGUCUUCUUGCUGCUGGUGGUCUUCGUUAUGCUGCUGGUUAUUAUCGUUAUGCUGAUCGUCUUGCUGCUGGUGGUCUUGGUGGUUAUGGUUAUGAUCGUCUUGCUGCUCGUGCUGGUGUUGAUCGACCAGUAUGA
Didymodactylos carnosus is the source of this 315-nucleotide messenger RNA. The record is from the annotation of a GenBank genome assembly. Lineage: Eukaryota; Metazoa; Rotifera; Eurotatoria; Philodinida; Philodinidae.